Messenger RNA from Erythranthe guttata (spotted monkey flower), 1330 nucleotides. RefSeq lists its product as uncharacterized. Gene Ontology annotation, cellular component: cytoplasm; membrane. The record is from RefSeq and is a predicted model, not a curated record. Lineage: Eukaryota; Viridiplantae; Streptophyta; Magnoliopsida; Lamiales; Phrymaceae.
UAUAUAAUAUAAAUAUAAUCUCCCUCUCUUAAGACAAGCGAAAUUACAGAUGACUACAAUCAACAGUUUCUUCGCUCCAUCUUCUUCUUCACUGUUGAUACAAACGAAAAGAUAUUCUUCUUACAGCCUCUCAAAUUCUCCAUCUUAUCACCUCUCCAACCUUUCAAAACCGUUCUUAAAUAACCCUAAUCUCGCCACAAAAAUCGGACAAUUUUCGCCCACCAAAGCUGUCACAGAUGAAAGAGAAGUUACGAAAACCCAAGAUGAAGAAAAGGUGAAGGAGGAGGAUGAGGGCAUCAAUAAUAAUGGUGUGAUAGUUGGUAUUAUUCCUUCUUCUGAUAGAUUAAUCAAUGCCGCUAUUGUUCUCGGCGCUGGUUCUCUUGCUAUCACCAAAUUGCUCACCAUUGAUCAUGACUACUGGCAUGGAUGGACACUGUAUGAGGUGUUGAGGUAUGCACCAGAGCACAGCUGGAAUGCUUAUGAAGAAACUCUUAAAACACAUCCCGUUUUGUCGAAAAUGGCAAUCAGUGGCAUUGUCUACUCCAUGGGUGAUUGGAUUGCCCAAUGUUACGAAGGGAAGCCCCUCUUCGAUAUUGAUCGAACGCGUAUGUUUAGGUCCGGCCUUGUUGGAUUCACACUACACGGAUCACUUUCUCAUUAUUAUUACCAAUUUUGUGAGGUUCUAUUUCCUUACAAAGGAUGGUGGGUGGUCCCGGUUAAAGUUGCGUUUGACCAAACUGUAUGGUCGGCAGUUUGGAACAGCAUCUACUUUGUGGUUCUAGCUCUCUUGCGAUUGGAAUCACCCGUCGUUAUUUUUAAUGAAUUGAGAGCAACGUUUUGGCCUAUGUUGACUGCUGGUUGGAAGCUUUGGCCAUUUGCUCAUGUAAUCACGUACGGAGUGGUACCAGUCGAGCAAAGACUUCUAUGGGUGGAUUGUAUUGAGCUAAUAUGGGUUACUAUACUCUCAACUUACUCGAACGAGAAAUCAGAAGUGCGAAUAUCUGAGGCACCCGAAGGUGAAUCCGGUUCUCCAUCAAACAAUUUAUCAAAGGAGGAGUAAGUGCUUGCAAGUAAAGAUGCCAUCCUACUCCUUAUUUGAGUGAUAAGUCAAAAAAAUAACAGCCAGCUCAAAAUUUGAGUUUAUUUGGGAAAAAGUUAAAGAUGAGACAGGUUUAUAUACAUAUAUAGAUAUAGAUAUAAUACAUGUAAAUAAGGUUUAAUUAUUCUUAUAAUCUUUCUUGUGUAUUUAAUUGGACAUGUUUUUGAUCUAGCUAAAAGGAUGGUUAUUUAUGCUUAUUAUGACUUGGCCAGAAGGGCUGUGUGUUCGAUC